Fusarium oxysporum Fo47 is the source of this 486-nucleotide messenger RNA. RefSeq lists its product as uncharacterized. Bases 131 to 397 code for a protein of 88 amino acids. The transcript has 2 exons. Lineage: Eukaryota; Fungi; Ascomycota; Sordariomycetes; Hypocreales; Nectriaceae. The record is from RefSeq and is a predicted model, not a curated record.
CAUGGUCCCACCUGAACUCAUCACUACAGGCUUCAGUUAAUCGAUUGCUUUGCCCAUCUGACUCUCAACGGAAUAUACCUAGACUAUAAUUACACAGCAGUCUGAAGAAGCCAAGUUUUGGUCACAUUCAAUGGCUUCUCGCAUGUCCUUCCAGUCCGGGCGCUUCGUCGCUUCGGCCUCAAGACUUAGUCCUUUCACAUCCUCCUCUCUGGCUUCUCGAAGCAGUCGUUUCUAUUCUUCACAACCACCAAAGCCCCGUCGCAAUGACGAGGUCAAGUUUUGGCCUUUCGUGGUCGUCAUUUUGGUGGGAACAGGAGGCUAUGUUGCCCUUGUCAAUCGACGUAAUGGACGGAUACACAACCCAGAUCCUCACAAAAAGUUCACAUCAUCAUUCUAAUGUCUCCGUUCUGUUGGUUCAAAAAGGUCACUGCAGUCAAUAAAACAUGUACAAUAUAAUAACAAACUGCCCCUUACACACCUCCUUCA